Sitophilus oryzae (rice weevil) is the source of this 1114-nucleotide messenger RNA. Its product is annotated as MOB kinase activator-like 1. NCBI's taxonomy places the organism in Eukaryota, Metazoa, Arthropoda, Insecta, Coleoptera, Curculionidae. Gene Ontology annotation, cellular component: cytoplasm; nucleus. Gene Ontology annotation, molecular function: protein kinase activator activity. The coding region runs from base 118 to 771 and encodes 217 amino acids. The transcript is spliced from 4 exons. Gene Ontology annotation, biological process: positive regulation of protein phosphorylation; hippo signaling. The record is from RefSeq and is a predicted model, not a curated record.
AUUUUGUGAAGAAAAACCGAGUUUUUGUUGUGAAAUUUUUCCGUAACAUUUUCUUCACCAUUCGCUUUAUUUCUUUAGUGUAGUGUUGUUGUGUUUUCAUCGGAAUCGUUUGGAAAAAUGAGUUUCUUUUUUGGAAGUCGUUCUUCGAAGACUUUUAAACCUAAGAAGAAUAUACCUGAAGGCACACAUCAGUAUGAAUUAAUGAAACAUGCAGCUGCCACUUUAGGAUCAGGAAAUUUACGGUUAGCUGUCAUGCUACCCGAAGGAGAAGACUUGAAUGAAUGGGUAGCUGUUAACACUGUGGAUUUUUUCAACCAAAUCAACAUGUUGUACGGUACCAUAACGGAGUUUUGCACGGAAGAAAGCUGUCCCAUCAUGUCCGCUGGUCCGAAAUACGAGUACCACUGGGCCGAUGGGCAUACAGUUAAGAAACCAAUAAAGUGUUCCGCACCAAAAUACAUUGAUUAUUUGAUGACGUGGGUGCAGGAUCAGUUAGAUGACGAAACGUUGUUCCCUUCUAAAAUAGGCGUACCCUUCCCCAAAAACUUCCAGUCCAUCGCCAAGACCAUCCUGAAGCGCCUGUUCCGCGUUUACGCCCACAUCUACCACCAGCACUUCAGCGAGGUGGUACAACUCGGCGAGGAAGCCCACCUCAACACCUCAUUCAAGCACUUUAUCUUCUUUGUGCAGGAGUUCAGCCUGAUCGAACGAAGAGAACUGGCACCGUUGCAGGAGCUCAUCGAUAAGCUGACUGCGAAGGAGCAGCGAUAAAUAGUGGGGUUAUGUAGGGAGGACCUGGGCCUUUUUUAGUUUUAUUCUUUUUUUGUUAGGAUUCAAUCGUUUGUUUUGGAUUGGAAUGCAGGGAGGAAGGUAUUUUGCUAGAGUGUCGUUAGUUAAGUAGAUGUUUGGAAUUGAUGACAGGAGAGGUAUAUUUGUACCUCUGUUUGGGUAGUUAUACAGGAUUUGUCAAGAAUUUUGCGACAAAUGGGCUUAUGCGCUACCAAAUAAAGCUUAUGCGCAAUUACUUUUAUAUUUCCAAUAACUAAAGCUUCAUUCAGAAUUUUGCAAUUAGUGGAAUAAAUUAGUGGUUCCAAUUACACUUUAUACUUUUUAG